AUGGCUUCCGACGACGCGACCUACAAUGACUACACUACCGAAGGUGGCCAGCAGAUCCCAGUGCAGGACGACAAUGCUCCCCUCGAGGAGGGUGUUGACGCUGCAGCCGCUGACUCUGACGCUCAGCUAGAGCGUGACGACAACGAGGCAAUUGACAAGUCCAACAUUGUCGAAGGUCGCACUCGGGGUGCCAAGCCGGAUGGUGGUUCUUAUCGUGAGCCCGGCGACGAUGAGGCUCUGCCGUCCGAGUGA
Diaporthe batatas is the source of this 252-nucleotide messenger RNA. RefSeq lists its product as uncharacterized. NCBI's taxonomy places the organism in Eukaryota, Fungi, Ascomycota, Sordariomycetes, Diaporthales, Diaporthaceae. The record is from RefSeq and is a predicted model, not a curated record. The transcript is spliced from 2 exons. The coding region runs from base 1 to 252 and encodes 83 amino acids.